Molecule: messenger RNA, 4542 nt
Organism: Bactrocera dorsalis (oriental fruit fly)
Lineage: Eukaryota; Metazoa; Arthropoda; Insecta; Diptera; Tephritidae
Product: monocarboxylate transporter 14
Exons: 5
Coding region: 1964-4372 (802 amino acids)
Biological process (GO): transmembrane transport; monocarboxylic acid transport
Molecular function (GO): monocarboxylic acid transmembrane transporter activity
Source: RefSeq, a predicted model, not a curated record
AUUUCGGUUACACUGAUAGUAUUCUUAGAUUCACAAAUGUCUUUAAUUACGCACUAUGUGUUUUUAACAAAAAAACCCUUACAAUUUUCAAUAAAAAUCAAUUGGACAUGUAAUCUUGAAUUAAAGUAUACAUCCGGCUGAGGUAUUAGGAGAAAGAGGGAGAGGAGUAAAGUGACAUAGACUUAACACCCUAAAAUAGAGGGAAAGAGAUAUUCACACACAUGCACAUUUACACAAACAGCGACAAAAUAUUGUAUAAACCACUCAAAUACUCAUUUAUAAGGAAGUGCUACGUUUAUGCUCAUUGUACUGUAAAACAGUAAAGUUUUAAUAAAUAUAAAAUUACGUAAUAAAAAUAUAAUAAUAUAAUUUUUGAAUUUAAAGUAAACAAUAACAAACCCAAGAACUUCAAGAAUUCAGCUAACUAACUGAUUUCAUACCCUUUUGAUGAGACAUUUAUUUCCGAAAAGUUUUCGUUCAGCGUAUCUGGGGUACGCCAAUUCCCGGGUUUUCGUAUAGAAAGGUAAGAGAAAAAUUAUAACAAAAAACUACUUUUUUCCGUUUCAAUCAGCCACUCGGCAGCAACUAGUUCCUUGCUUUAGGAUUUGCACUUAUACAAAAACAAAUAUUUCAUGAAUCUAACCUAAAUUGCUACUAAGAAGACAAAAUGCUUAAUCCUCCCUUGGUUGAAUACGGUAUACCAACAAGUUUCCAUUCAGUUAUGAGUAUUGGUAUCCAUACAAGCAUACUAACAUACAUAUGUAUAUAGUAUAUGCCAAUGUAUGUGAACCUAACAGUAAAUUCAACUAGUCCAAGCUAAUUGAUUCAAGCUCCAUGUUUUUUCAAUACUCUUUCGGUGUUUGGGUCAGUUCUGUACUACGGGAAAGUGAGCAAGUUGUCCUGCGAGCCUCUAAAGAUAUUACACCGAAGAAAUUAAUAAUAAUAAAAUAAAAUAAUUAGGCUUGAUUAUUUAAGCAUGCACACCCAUCGUAAUAAGCACUUUCUCACACUGAAUGCACGCAUGCUAAAUACAUUAAAACUUUCUUAAAACACUAUAAUAUAUCAGCAAGAUUUUGUAAUAAUUAUCAAAUCACGAUUGGUACAAAUCAGAAUUCAGAAUCUCUAUUUUCGCAAAAGUAUUUAAAAUGUUUUUAAUCAGUUUCUUAUCUAGAUUAAGCUCAAACUUUCUCAUUCUCUCAGAAGAAAUGUGUUAUGAGAACACCUCUCCUUCCGGCGAGAAAGUAAGCACUUUCAUUGUUGAUAAUCACAUUGGCAUUUUUUCAAAUUAAAGGCUUCUUGAGCCCGGAUCACUGUUAGUUCGACCUCAAUUGAAAUUUUCUAUCUGCAUUACAAUUCAGGGUAAUCUCGUAUUAGGUAUAUCAAUUAUGUUUUAUAUACUUGUGGCUUUUAAAUUAAACAAAAGCUCAAUCAGUCCAAUACACGCACUUGUCUUCCCUUUGUGUCGAACUAUCACUUAUUUGUACUUACAUACCAAAUACUUACACAUGUGUGUGUAGAAAUUCUGUUCUGACAGAGUGCUCCACUCUCAGUUCAGAGCAGCGUCUUUUGUGGACGCGCACAGUUACGAUUAGACUUCCCGAGCUGUGUUAUCACCUACGGCGCUGCAGUCGCAAUAAGUCCGCCAAUUCCAUCAGACAAAGUGCACCAUUAGUUUUAGAUUCAAAAGUAAUCAGAGCGAUUCAGACGUUCCGUUACCGCGUGUACGAGUAUAUGCUUACAAACGAUUGUGCUGAGAACUGUGAUAUAAAUGUAGAGUGAAAGAAUAAAAGAAUCAAAUUAAUUAUGUUACAUUGCUAAAUAUAAGACGAAUGUGCCUGUGGCAAAGGUCGCCAACAAUUUAAUUGAACGCAAACAGGAUUCAACAAAACAUAUAAGCAAGUUUAAUCACAGAGCCACUUUAAACUGCCGAAGCAAGUAAUUGUAAAAUCAGUAAGAAAACAGCAUGGUUUUGAAACAUCCAAUCGUAGACACAAACAACCCAAAUACUACAAUAGGUCAGAUAAUACCCUCAUCAACUGAAAUGAGAUCGAAUACGACGUCAGAGAUGGCAACAGUGAGAUGUAAUACAUCAUGUAGCCAACAGAAUUGUAUUGAGGUUGAGUUUCCCACACACUCAACAAGCUGCGACCAUGUUAUCAAUGAGCGUCUGCUGAAUUGCUGUCCAAUAAGGGUGAACGAUGGCAAUGACCGUCUGACCACUACAACUAGUAAAGAAACACUCACAAUGUUUGAUAGUCGUAAUGCCACGAGAACGUCGAAUCGUCUUAUCUCUAAUGAAUCGGCCGAUUCGAUAGGUUCGAACUCGACAGAUAAGAAGACGCCAGCGGUACCUGAUGGUGGUUACGGCUGGAUCAUUGUAGUAGCCUCACUCAUUGUUUCACUAAUCGCUGAUGGUUUAGGGUUCUCAUUUGGUCUGAUUAAUUCUGAAUUGUUAAAUUACUUUGGAGAAUCCGCUUCAAAGACGGCAUGGAUUAGUUCAUUAUUUUUUUCUGUACCACUAUUAAUGGGACCGAUUUGGUCGAAUCUAGUUGAUAAGUAUGGCUGUCGUAAAAUGACCAUAUUUGGAGGUUUUCUAUCAGCCGUCGGAUUUGGUCUCUCCUCACUUUGUAACUCUGUUGAAAUGUUGAUGUUGACCUUUGGUAUCAUAUCUGGUUUGGGACUGGGAAUAGGAUAUGUAACAGCAGUUGUAUCAAUCGCUUUUUGGUUUGAUAAGAAACGAACGUUCGCUACUGGCAUUGCUGCAUCUGGCACGGGAAUUGGCACAUUAUUAUACGCACCGCUGACCCAAUGGCUUAUUGAUAGCUACGGUUGGAGAAUAGCCACAUUAAUUCUCGCCGGUACUAUGCUGAACACUUGCAUCUGUGGUGCAUUAAUGCGUGCUCCCGACUGGUUAAGUGGAGAAAAAAAAUUAGAAAAAGAAACUCGUUCACAAAGUUUACCCACAUCUCCCAUUUCCAUUAUAAAUCAUAAAGAAAAUCUAACGAAGGAUACUUUAAAUGAGAUCAUUUUAACUAAAAGUACUGCAAGUGGAAGAAAAGAAAUCCAUGAUACAGAUUAUAUGAGACGUUUAUAUAGCGAAUUGCUCAUUCCUACCUUCUUGGGAUCUCAAAAUUUAGAUCACGAGUAUAAAGUCAGUAGUCUGAAGCCGCAAUUGUCACAACGAUUUAGAGACGAUAUGAAAUCGUCUUCUCAUGGAAAUAUGCCAUAUUUGACAUCGCAUGGACCUAAGAAAACAGCAGUCAUUAUGGAGUCCCAAAUUAACGCACUCAUGGGUGACAUUACUGAGACUACAAUUGAAGUCGAAGAGUUGAAUAUAGAAUCUAUUGACGCCGAGUAUAAUAAACAGUUAACAAAUGAGACUGCCCGUAGAUUAAAUAAUAACGGUUCUUCACUAAUUUUGGAAGAUAAUGUAAAAAAUUUAACUAAUUGCACAAAUAUUUUGAAGUUCGAAAAUGAUGUUUACAAAGACCCAAAACAUUAUGUAGAAGCUCAUGGCCCACCAAUGAAGUUGAUAUCGUGCUUGAAUCUACGACAAACUAGCUCAAUACCGAGUGCCAAUCUCCAGAAGAAUAUGCGAAUACAUAAUAAUAUCUCACGUGACCGUAGUACAACUUUGAAGCCAUAUUUUCGCCGUACAACUUCCUGUCCGAAUAUCUUUCGGCAUUCUACAGCGGUACACGCAAAGGUGAAAGAAGACACUUGGUACGAAUAUGCGGUUGGCGCCAUGAAGUCGUCGUUUAAAUUCUCAUUAUUUGCGGAUGCGAAAUUUACACUAUUUAAUUUGUCAAUAUUAUUUUUGUUCAUUUGGUUCAUGAUACCAUAUCUUUAUCUGCCGGAGCAUAUGAAAAUUCACGGUUACGAAGCAGCGGACAGUGCGCAUAUGAUUUCGGUUAUUGGAAUCGCGCAAACAAUUGGCAUGAUCGGUCUAGGAUAUGUGGGCGAUCGUUCUUGGAUGAAUGUGACAAUCUGCUAUUCGGCGUGUAUGGUAGUUUGUGGAAUCGCGGUACUUCUAAUGCCGCUCGUGGUGAACACGUAUGUUGGACUAUUGCUAGCUUGCAUAGCCUUCGGUUUCACAUUCGCCAGUUCUUAUUCGCUUACGCCAAGCAUUUGCGUCAGAAUUGUGAAAUUAGAAGAUUUUACUUGCGCCUAUGGUUUGGUGCUGUUGGUUCAGGGCGUCGGUAUGAUAGUGGGGCCACCAAUUGCUGGCGCAAUUUUCGAAAUGACGCUGAGAUGGGACGACACAUUCUAUUUCGCCGGAGCGUUUAUAGUCUUAUCAGGCGCGGCCUCCUACCUGAUUGAAUUCUGCGAGAAGGGAGAGAAAGUCAUAUCCAGUGAUGUUUCCGAAACAUAGAAAAUUUAAAUUAUAAAAAUCAAAAUUCGUCUUGUACCUUUGUAAGAAAUCGCACCGAUUGAUUGUGAAUUCUUAUGCCUGGCAAAUUUGUUUUAGCGUCUAAUUGAUAAGUUUUUUGUAAUUUAUUAUAUCUACCUCAGGAGAAAUACACGUUAGUUUUUACUAUCAAU